Molecule: messenger RNA, 2499 nt
Organism: Annulohypoxylon truncatum
Lineage: Eukaryota; Fungi; Ascomycota; Sordariomycetes; Xylariales; Hypoxylaceae
Product: calponin homology domain-containing protein
Exons: 4
Coding region: 189-2180 (663 amino acids)
Biological process (GO): actin cytoskeleton organization; actin filament bundle assembly
Cellular component (GO): plasma membrane; actomyosin contractile ring; cell projection
Molecular function (GO): actin lateral binding; calcium ion binding
Source: RefSeq, a predicted model, not a curated record
CGACCCGAAAUACUCAUAGUUUCCUUUCCGUACGCGCUGUGCCUUGUCUCCGACUCUAGCAAAUAUACGCUAUCCAGUCGAAGAAGGUGAAGAAACUACGCUAAACACUACAUACUGUUGAAUCGCAUCUGCUAGCCUUACCGCCUGAAGCCUCCCCUGAGCCCCCGAGGGGCCAAUACCCGACCAAGAUGGCUCACCAAUGGAUCAAUGUCCAGCAAAAGACCUUUACCAAAUGGAUGAAUACCAAGAUUUUGCAAAGGGGCUUAGUGGUAAAAGACCUCGUUGCCGACCUAAGUGAUGCCGUACUUCUGAUACAUCUUCUCGAAUGUCUGUCGAGCGAAUCGUUAGGACGAUAUGCGGCGAAACCGAAGUUGCGAGUCCAAAAGUUCGAGAACGCCAACACGGCUCUAGACUUCAUCAAAUCAAGGGGGAUUCAGAUGACAAAUAUAGGCGCAGAAGAUGUAGUCGACGGCAAUCGCAAGAUCAUACUGGGUCUUAUCUGGACCCUAAUUCUGAGGUUUACCAUCAGCGACAUCAACGCGGAGGGAAUGACAGCGAAAGAGGGUCUUCUACUGUGGUGUCAACGCAAGACGGCAUGUUACGACGAAGUUGACGUUCGCGAUUUCAGUAGUAGCUGGAACGACGGACUCGCCUUCUGCGCGCUGUUAGACAUCCAUCGACCGGAUCUGAUCGACUACGAUGCUUUAGACAAGUCAGAUCACCGCGGAAACAUGCAGCUAGCUUUCGAGAUCGCUCAUAAGGAGAUCGGAAUUCCCGACUUGCUGGAUGUUGAAGAUGUUUGCGACGUUGCUAAGCCAGACGAGAGGAGUUUGAUGACGUAUAUCGCUUAUUGGUUCCAUGCCUUCUCGCAGAUGGAGAAGGUCGAGAAUGCCGGUCGACGAGUGGAGAAGUUUGUUAAUAACAUGCAAGGGGCCUGGGAGAUGCAGAGCGCCUAUGAGCGGCGGAUGGCGGAGUUGUUGAGGCAGAUCAGAGAGCAGAUAGAACAGUGGCAGCAAUCAACGUUCGAAGGUACUUAUGCGGAUGCGAAGAAGCAGGCAGCCGAGUUCGCCUCCUAUAAAAGGGGCAAGAAGAGAGAUUGGGUCGCCGAGAAGAGUGACCUAGCCACGUUAUUAGGGAACAUCAAGACUAAGCUGGGCACGUAUCGACUUAGAGCCUAUGAACCGCCACCUGAGCUAUCGCUCGAGACUACCGAGAGGGAGUGGGCUAGGUUAACCGAAACUGAGAUGAUGCGUGCCCAGCUCAUCAACGAGACCAUUAGAGAUAUCAAAAACGCCCUCCGAAAGUCUUUUGCCGACAAGGCGAACGAUUUCGCGCUGGCACUUAACACAAUGCAAAUCGCCAUCUCGGGUCUCGAAGGCGACGUGGAAGACCAGCUAUUGCACGUGCGACGACUAAGCGACAACCUACCACCCCUAGAUGCGUACCUGGAGAAGAUCGCGGCCGUCGACGCCAAGUGCCAAGAAGCCAAUAUUGAAGAGAACGACUUCACGACCUACACCUACGACGAGCUAUUAUACGAAUUAGGACUCGUAAAGUCGUCUGUGCAGAAGAAACUAGCCUUCCUCGAGAACCAGAUGGUAGCGCGUAGCAUGACGAACCUGACGCCGAUCCAGCUCGAAGAGUUCGAGUCCGUGUUCCGGCACUUCGACCGCGACGACACGAACUCGCUCUCGGAGCUGGAGUUCUCGGCGGCGCUCGCGUCGCUGGGCUUGGUCUUCAGCGAGGACGAGAUGCACGACUACUUCCUGGAGACAUCGCACGGGCGCGACCGGGUCACGUUCGAGCAGUUCAUCCGGUUCAUGGUGGACGUGACGGAGGACCAAAACACGGCCGAGCAGGUGUUCCAGUCGUUCCGCGAGGUGGCGGACGGCAAGCCGUACGUGACGGAGAUGGACCUGCGCCACUCGCUUGUGCCCGAUGAAGUGAUCGAGAAGCUCUGCGAGAUCGUGCCGCCGCACCACGGCCCCGACAUGGCCCAGGACCGCGGCGUGCCCCAGUACGACUACAUCAGCUUCAUGGAGAAGCUGAUCACCGGCCCCGAGCGCCAGGAUGGCCGCGGCAGCCCCGGCAGCAGCAGCGGCGGAGGCGGCCCGCUCCAGGAUAUAACGAACGGCCGCGUCAGCCCCUCGAAGAAGAGCAACGGGAAUGGGUACCACUAAGUGGAUCCUCGACCAUAAUCUUGUCCUUGACCUUCGUCGUGUAAAAGAUAGGGGCCGCUUAGGCUAGGCAGGGGGGACCUGCCAUUUUAAUAAGUCGAGAGCACAGACUACAGCCACAGUCCCGUCCGUGUCAAACCGCGUUUUACUAACUUUUAACUUACAAACCUUCUUCUCUUCAUGGGCUUAGGUGGCUCGGUCCUGGGCGGAGGAUCGGGGACACGCAAUGUAGGGACGGAUUACCAAAAAAGAACUCUUUUUCACCAAAUCUCUCGGAAGUUAAGCAAAACCUUGGGUUAGGUUAGGCUGGGCUUACGAAACG